AUGUUUGCCUGGGCUAUUGGAGCCCAGGCGUGUGAUAAGGAGCUUAAAUACCGUAGCCAUCAACGCCACCUCAAGCGAGAGGGUGAGAGCAAUUUUCGUCCAACACUAGAUCAGAAUGAAAAUAUUCUACUAGGAUCGUUUGACAAUACGUCCAUAUCGCAAUGGUCAUACUACUAUACUCAUGGACGGGCGCUCGCUGGGCAAAAUAAGACAAUGGCACAAUGGACAGCGGAUAGAUGGAAAGAGCAUGGGUUUGAAUCGCGACUCGAUUCAUAUUUUGUCUAUAUGAAUUACCCUACACAGCAAUCCAUUGAGCUUACCCUAGCUAAUGGGACCAUUUACAAGCCAACUCUACAGGAAGCUGUCUUAGAGGAGGACGAAACAACAGGGUAUCCCAAUCGUGUUCCAGCAUUUCAUGGGUACUCCCAUUCUGGGGAGGUAUCUGCUGAAUAUGUCUACGUUGGACGCGGAUCGCAAAGUGAUUUCGACCGACUCAAAUCACUAGGAAUCGAGUUGGAGGGAAAGAUUGCCCUUGCAAAAUAUGGCGGUCCGUUCAGGGGACUGAAGGUUCGCAAUGCACAGGACAACGGAAUGAUUGGCGUGAUCACUUUCACCGACCCGGGUGACGACGGCAACAUGACUGAAGCCAGUGGAAAAGCAGCGUAUCCAAAGGGUCCAGCGAGAAACCCAACCAGCAUACAGCGUGGCAGCGUCCAGUUCCUCAGCACUUACCCUGGUGAUCCUACAACGCCGGGAUACCCUUCGAAGGAAGAUUCGCCGAGGCAGGAGAAAAAGACCGUUCCAAAGAUUCCAUCUCUUCCCAUCUCUUGGGUCGAAGCACGUCCAAUCCUGCAGGCGCUCAAUGGGCAUGGGCUGAGUGCUGAAAAGGUGAACGGAACGCGGUGGGUAGGUGCGAUCCCGAACGUUACUUAUAGUACGGGGCCGGCACAGGGUUCCAGAAUAUCCUUGAGAAACCUUGCCAGGGAGGAGACAACUUGGCUUUGGAAUACAAUUGGCAUUUACAAUGGAACAAAUCAAGAUGAAGUUGUCGUGGUGGGCAAUCAUCGUGAUGCAUGGAUGAUAGGCGGUGCAGCGGAUCCACACUCCGGGUCAUCCAUUUUGAUUGAACUGGCGAAGGCGUUCAAUGCCCUGUCAAAAACAGGUUGGAAACCAAAGCGCACAAUAGUGCUCGCCAGUUGGGAUGGCGAGGAAUAUGGUCUCAUCGGCAGCACGGAAUGGGUAGAGGAGUUCCUACCGUGGCUCAAAGGCACAGUUGUAUCAUACCUGAACAUCGACGUCGGAGUCGCUGGUACAGUUCCAGAUUUCUCUGCCUCUCCGGAACUGCAUAAAAUCACUAGAGAAAUUGCCCAAAAGGUGACAUGGCCCCAUAAGACUGAAAGCACUAUAUAUGAUAUAUGGGAGCAAUCAGCUGGCGAGAUAGAGGCCCUAGGUGCACAAAGCGAUUAUACUGCUUUUGUGCAUAGAGGUGGCAUAGCAUCGAUUGACAUGGGAACUACGAGGGCACCCACCGAUCCGAUAUACCACACUCACUCGAAUUACGAUUCCUACUACUGGAUGUCGAAUUUCUGCGACCCUGGAUUCCUUACACACAAGGCUAUGGGUCAAUAUCUAACGUUGCUCCUGUAUCACUUGGUAAACGAUGAACUUAUCCCACUAGAGCCUGAAAACUAUACCGUGGAGAUGUACGCAUACUUGGAAGCUCUUAAAAGAGUCGUCGACAAUUGGCACGCUCAAUUAGACCUUGGAGCCCUCGAGAGAGCAAUCGCAAUUUUCCAACAGAAAUCCGAUAAUUUCAAGAGGUUGAGACAAUCUGUUGGAUUCAAUGAUACACGUACGAUUGCUUCCAUUAAUCGUAGAGCGCGAGAGUUUUCCAGGGGCUUCAUCAGCCAAGGUGGCCUUCCUGGAAGAGAAUUCUACCAGAAUCUUAUAUUCGCACCUGGUGUAGAUACAGGUUACAUGGCAGUGACAUUUCCUGGAAUUACCGAAGCUGUUGCUUUGGGCAACCUGACCUUAGCGGCAGACUACGUGAAGAAGACAUCCCUUGCGAUUGAGGCUGCAGCCCAAAUCCUGGGCUCUGAUACAGUACGCAGGGACUCGUUCAUGGAACUGUGA
Messenger RNA from Aaosphaeria arxii CBS 175.79, 2133 nucleotides. Its product is annotated as N-acetylated-alpha-linked acidic dipeptidase-like protein 2. The coding region runs from base 1 to 2133 and encodes 710 amino acids. The record is from RefSeq and is a predicted model, not a curated record. Gene Ontology annotation, molecular function: carboxypeptidase activity. The transcript has 7 exons. NCBI's taxonomy places the organism in Eukaryota, Fungi, Ascomycota, Dothideomycetes, Pleosporales.